Molecule: messenger RNA, 3900 nt
Organism: Babesia sp. Xinjiang
Lineage: Eukaryota; Apicomplexa; Aconoidasida; Piroplasmida; Babesiidae
Product: putative 4-hydroxy-3-methylbut-2-en-1-yl diphosphate synthase
Exons: 10
Coding region: 1-3900 (1299 amino acids)
Biological process (GO): tricarboxylic acid cycle; isopentenyl diphosphate biosynthetic process, methylerythritol phosphate pathway; terpenoid biosynthetic process
Molecular function (GO): 4-hydroxy-3-methylbut-2-en-1-yl diphosphate synthase activity (ferredoxin); acyltransferase activity, acyl groups converted into alkyl on transfer
Source: RefSeq, a predicted model, not a curated record
AUGCCACUCUUACGCGAAUCUCUCAGCUUCUGCAAAUGCGGCAAAAGUGCUGACAAUCAUGUCAUAGGCUCUGUUAAGCGGUUAAGUAACUCACUAAGUCAAUCCGGCUCUGGUGUGCCCCGUGGUUGUAACUAUUCGACAGUACUGACACGUGAGAAAAUUGACAACAUCUCAGAAUGCAAGACGACCAAAGAGCAACCCUCUGUGCAAGACAACUUCGAAUGUUCUGUUCAACAACGAUAUGUACCAGUAUUCGGUUGCGAUGCCCGUUCGUUGGGGCUCCCAAACCCACAGCUUUCAACGCGGCGCAACAGCGCGUCUAUGCCAUUUAGUCUCUCUAAUGUAGCAAGGAUACAUACAAUAAAUACUUCGAAAAUUCUACCUUCGUUAUCGAAGAUACCGUACAUUGGUGAUAUCCCAAACGGAAAAUGUGGACAGACAUUUACCACUCAAGCGACCGCGUCAAUGAAGGAUGUAGAUAACAGUUGCAUGAACUUGCUGUGCUCUAAAGUGGAGGAACUAUUGGCUUCGAAGCUACAGCAAGUAGCGGAGCUCCGUACAACUUUGGGCAAGGUAAAAAUUGGUGAGAUUACCGUUGGCCAAGUACUUGGCGGUAUGAGAGAUAUGAUAGGAAUGAACUGCGAGACUUCACAGCUUGACGCAAACACAGGCAUUACAUAUCGUGGUUUGAGCAUCCCUCAGCUAUUGGAAAAACUUCCUGGAGCUACUCUAGACAGCAAGUGCCCCUACACGGAAUCGGUGCUCUGGUUAUUGCUUACUGGCGAGGUACCAACUGCAAAGGAAGCUGAGCUACUGUCAAAAGAGUUGGCCACGCGAUCCAGUGUACCUCAAUAUGUAUAUAACGUGCUGGACAAACUACCCACCCACACCCACCCUAUGACACAGUACGUUGUAGCAAUUGCAGCACUGCAAACAGAAUCUAUAUUCCGGAAGGCCUACAACGAAAAAAAAUACAAAAGAGAUACGGCUUGGAAGCUUGUUCUGGAAGAUGCUUUGAAUCUUAUUGCAAAAAAUCCACUCAUAGUUGGCUACAUAUACAGGCGAACAUUCGUUGACAAAAUGAUCACAGAUGGAAAGGGAAUGGUGUAUGACCCGCAACAAGAUUACGCUGCUAACGUAGCGAGAAUGGUUGGAAUUGAUACGCCUGAAUUCCAUGACAUGAUGAGGCUGUAUAUUGCUGUGCAUGCUGAUCACGAAGGAGGCAACGUGUCUGCACACUCGGCACAAUUAAUUGGUUCAGCAUUGUCCGACCCGUACUUCUGCUUCGCUGGUGCUUUGGCCGGUUUGUCUGGACCUCUACAUGGGCUUGCAAAUCAGGAAUGUCUUUCGUGGCUCAAAAAGCUUGUGGCCGAACUGGAUGGUCAGGAGAUCAAUGUAGGCACUGUGACAAAGUUUGCCCAGGACACUCUGAAGAAAGGCUAUGUAAUUCCGGGAUACGGCCACGCAGUGCUGAGGGUAGAAGAUCCGCGUCAUACUGCAUUUGUCGAGUUCGCGCACAAGAAGUUCCCCGACGACCCUCUAGUCAAGGUCCUUGAUGUGUGUCUUCAGGCUAUCCCAUCAGUCCUUGCGGCUACAGGAAAAGUUAAGAACCCUCACCCGAAUGUAGAUUGUUCGACUGGCGUGCUGUUGUCGCAUUUCGGACUAACCCAGCCGGAUAUGUACACCGUCUUCUUCGGCAUUUCGAGAGCCGUGGGAAUAAUGGCGCAACUGGUGCUUUUUCAUGCGGAUAAGGAGGAACAGAAAGAUGGAAGGUUGCGUAAGGUGCUCCAUGCCACGAAUUCCAAGACGUUGUCGCCAGUCAGCGAUACUGUCUACUGUGAAUCGGUGACAGAAAGGGUACGCUUUCCAACAAGGAAUGUACGAAUAGGAAACGUAACCAUUGGAGGUAACAAUCCUAUUGCUCUUCAAACCAUGACAUCAUGUGAUACUUGCGAUACCGAUGCAACUGUGGAACAGAUUAUUAGGUGUCAGCAGUAUGGCGCUGCCAUAGUACGUCUUGCCGUUCAGUCUCCCAGGGAAGUGAGAGCGUCCGUAGUGGCUAAGGAGAAAUUGUUAGCUAAAGGGUGCAAUAUUCCUUUGGUUGCAGACAUCCACUACAGUCCUAAGGUGGCACUAAUGGCUGCGGAAAUUUUCGACAAGGUCAGAGUGAAUCCGGGAAAUUACGUAGAUGGAAGAAAGGAUUGGGAAGAAAAGGUUUAUAACACAGAGGAAGAAUUCAGAGAAGGGACUAAACGAAUAGAAGAACGGUUCACACCACUUGUUGAGAAAUGCAAGGAACUUAAACGCGCUAUUCGCAUUGGUACAAACCACGGUUCAUUGUCCUCACGUAUCAUGAGCUACUACGGUGAUUCUCCCAAGGGUAUGGUGAUGUCUGCCAUAGAAUUUGCGGAAAUCUGUGUGAAGAAUGACUUUCAUGAUAUAGUGUUUUCGAUGAAAUCAUCAAAUUCAUUCGUCAUGGUAAAUGCAUAUCGCCUCCUGGUUAAUGAGAUGUACAAGCGUGGGUGGAAUUAUCCCAUACACUUGGGAGUUACGGAAGCUGGAUCAGUCGACGACGGGCGUAUAAAGAGCUGUAUUGGAAUUGGAGCAAUGUUGAUUGAUGGAAUUGGAGACACCAUCAGAUUGUCAUUGACAGAAGACCCUUGGUUAGAGCUUCCCCCAGGACGUCAAUUAUUACGGUUCAUUGAAGGCUUAAACAAGGACGUUAAACCAGAGGUACAUAAACCUACCAAGAGAGAGGACUUUCGGGAUUUUAACAACAUAAUGCGCAGGGAAUUGGAUUUCGGCGUUUCACCUUUGAGCUUUGAUGAUUCAAGGCAAUCUAUAUUGAACCGUGAUGGGUCUGUUGGUUGCUUCGUUAGUCAAGAAGAUCUUGCUGAUCCCCUUAUGCUCUAUAAGGCACUAAAUGUUGUUAUGAAAGAUGGUUUGCCUCAACGCGGAUUGAAAUCCGUGGAUUUCAUUUAUGUGGAGAACACGCCGCUAUUCCACGAUUCAAAUGGUCAAAGGGUAUUGAAGGAACUUAUUGAAGGUGGCUUCCAAGUGCUAGCACCUGUGGAUCAGUUGCAAGAGCAACCAAUAAAAUUUGCAGUUGGUGUUGUUGAUUUGGAUAAUUUGGAGGAAUUCCAAAAGUCUCAAUCAUCGCCCAAUUAUCCGAACGCUGAAAUACGUGUAGACUUUACUGAUAAAAUUGCUAAUCUUGCUCUCAGGAUAACCGGGCACGAGUCUGAUGUUGCCAUCGGCAAGUUGUGCAGCAUAGAACGAGGGAUUUCGAGUAAAGCUCUCGGGGCAGGCGUCCCUCGCUUUAUCAUUCUUGAUAUAGACCCUAAGCUGAAUCAUGUGGAGACAGUGCGACGUGUGUUCGGUAUCCUGGUGCGGAACGGAUCAAAGCUUCCUGUUGUACAUAAAGUGGACGCCAGCGACUGCUUCGACCACGAGGAGGUGGUUGUCAACGUAUCUACAACCUUGUCAACGCAUCUUAUCGACAAAUUGGGUGAAGGACUAAUCAUUAAAUCUCGUUUGCCUCUUUCUGAGAGCAAUGACAUUGCUUUGAGCAUUCUACAGGCCUCCAGGAUGAGGAGUUUCAAAACGGAGUUCAUCUCAUGCCCGUCCUGUGGCCGUACACUAUUCGACAUACAGAAAACAACGGAAACAAUUAAGAAACGAGUGGGGCAUCUCCCUGGAGUCAGUAUUGCUAUCAUGGGUUGUAUCGUGAAUGGAAUCGGUGAAAUGGCUGACGCUGACUUUGGAUAUGUUGGCGGUGCUCCUACAAAGGUUGAUUUGUAUGUGAAGAAGAAACUGGUGGAAAGAAAUGUACCACAUGAUCAAGCUUGCGACCGUCUUAUCGAGCUGAUUAAGCAGCAUGGGAAAUGGGUUGACCCAUAA